This is a messenger RNA of Trichosurus vulpecula (common brushtail), 4485 nucleotides long. It is a transcript of the gene SLC9A1, whose product is annotated as solute carrier family 9 member A1. Gene Ontology annotation, biological process: regulation of pH; sodium ion transport; proton transmembrane transport. Gene Ontology annotation, cellular component: membrane. Lineage: Eukaryota; Metazoa; Chordata; Mammalia; Diprotodontia; Phalangeridae. The coding region runs from base 531 to 2957 and encodes 808 amino acids. The record is from RefSeq and is a predicted model, not a curated record. Gene Ontology annotation, molecular function: sodium:proton antiporter activity. The transcript has 12 exons.
UACCUUCUUCCCACCUGGACUCCUAACUUCCCUUUCUCCCUUCCUCCUUCCCUCCCUCUCCUCGCCAGUCCCCUCCUCAGUGGAGGGGAGACCUAGCUCUCUCUUCUUGUCCACAGCUGGGAAUCCCAGUCCUCCCCCUUCUUCCCUCUCAUCUCCUCAGCCCUGGGAUUCCCAGACUCCUCAGCUUUCCUUUCCUUUCUUUUCCUCCCUCAUAUGGAAAUCCUGGUCUCCUCUCUCCUCCUUCCCCCGUAGUCUGUGCACAUACAUCCCUUUCCACCUGACCCCACAACUCUCUUCCCUCUAAGAAGAGCAGUUCCUUAAUCUUUUAAAACAUGAGUUUUUCUUAGUAAUUCUUGUUUUGUCUUCAUUCCACCCCAUCCCCCACCCCUCCUCAACCAGUCUGUCUCCUUUCUUUGGGCUCUCUUUGAUUUCCAGACCUCUCCCUAGAUUCAUUGCUGCCUAUGUCUCAGACUCUGCUUUUCCCUUGUUGAGGUGGGAGGGACCCUCCCCUCAAGGAACAGCAUAAGAAGAUGCCGGGGCCUGGCUUCUGUGGUCUCUCCCCACUCCGCGUGUUCCCCUCCGUGUUUGUGGUGGCUGCUUUGCUGGGGUUGCUUCCGGUACUGAGGAGCCAUGGGCUGCAGAAUACAGUGACAUCAAAAGUGUCCACCAUGGGCUUGUACAUAGGCCCUGGGGAUGGGGAUGUCACCUCAGCUCCACCAGAGGUCAGCCAUGAAGUCCGCCCAGUGACCAACCACUCAGGAUCCACUCAUGGGAAGCCACGCAAGCCUUUCCCUGUCCUGGACAUCGACUAUACUCACGUGCGGACCCCCUUCGAGAUCUCCCUCUGGAUACUGCUAGCCUGUCUUAUGAAGCUGGGUUUCCAUGUGAUCCCCACCAUCUCCAACAUCGUCCCUGAGAGCUGCCUGCUCAUCGUGGUGGGACUGCUGGUGGGGGGCCUGAUUAAAGGAGUCGGGGAGAGCCCCCCUGUCCUGGAGUCAGACAUCUUUUUCCUCUUCCUCCUGCCCCCCAUCAUCUUGGAUGCUGGCUACUUCCUGCCCCUGCGCCCGUUCACAGAGAACCUGGGCACCAUCCUGAUAUUCGCCGUGGUGGGCACGCUGUGGAAUGCCUUCUUCAUUGGCGGGCUCAUGUAUGCCGUGUGCAUGGUCGGGGGCCCGCAGAUCAAUGAGAUCGGUCUCCUGAACAACCUUCUGUUUGGCAGCAUCAUCUCAGCCGUGGACCCAGUGGCAGUGCUGGCCGUGUUUGAGGAGAUCCACAUCAAUGAACUGCUGCAUAUCCUUGUGUUUGGGGAGUCCCUGCUCAAUGAUGCUGUCACCGUUGUGCUGUACCAUCUCUUUGAAGAAUUUGCCGGCAUCGACCAAGUGAACCUCGUCGACAUUGUCCUGGGCUUCCUGAGCUUCUUCGUGGUCUCGCUGGGGGGGGUGUUUGUGGGGGUGGUCUACGGCAUCAUCGCAGCCUUCACCUCCCGCUUCACGUCCCACAUCCGGGUCAUCGAGCCGCUCUUCGUCUUCCUCUACAGCUACAUGGCUUACCUGUCAGCUGAGCUCUUUCACCUGUCUGGCAUCAUGGCGCUCAUCGCCUCAGGGGUGAUGAUGCGUCCCUACGUGGAGGCCAACAUCUCCCAUAAGUCCCACACCACCAUCAAAUACUUCCUGAAGAUGUGGAGCAGCAUCAGCGAGACCCUCAUCUUCAUCUUCCUGGGCGUCUCCACCGUGGCUGGCUCCCACCACUGGAACUGGACCUUUGUCAUCAGCACGCUGCUCUUCUGCCUCAUUGCCCGGGUGCUGGGUGUGCUGGGCCUCACGUGGUUCAUUAACAAGUUCCGCAUCGUGAAGCUGACUCCCAAGGACCAGUUCAUCAUCGCCUAUGGUGGCCUCCGUGGGGCCAUCGCCUUCUCCCUGGGCUACCUCUUGGACGUCAGGCACUUCCCCAUGAGAGAUCUGUUCCUCACAGCCAUCAUCACCGUCAUUUUCUUCACUGUCUUCGUGCAGGGCAUGACUAUCCGGCCUUUGGUGGAUCUGCUGGCUGUGAAGAAAAAGCAGGAGAGCAAGCGGUCCAUUAAUGAGGAGAUCCACACCCAGUUCCUGGAUCACCUUCUAACGGGCAUCGAGGACAUCUGCGGCCACUACGGCCACCACCACUGGAAGGACAAACUUAAUCGGUUCAAUAAGAAGUAUGUGAAGAAGUGUCUGAUCGCUGGGGAGCGCUCCAAUGAACCCCAGCUCAUCGCCUUCUACCAUAAGAUGGAGAUGAAGCAGGCUAUCGAGCUCGUGGAGAGUGGUGGCAUGGGCAAGAUCCCUCCCGCUGUCUCUACUGUCUCCAUGCAAAAUAUCCAUCCCAAGGCCCUGCCUGCAGAACGAAUUCUGCCAGCACUGUCCAAGGAUAAGGAGGAGGAGAUUAGAAAGAUUCUGCGCAACAACCUACAGAAGACCCGACAGCGGUUGAAAUCCUACAAUAGACACACAUUGGUGGCUGAUCCUUUUGAAGAAGCCUGGAACCAGAUGCUGCUGAGGAGACAGAAGGUUCGGCAACUAGAACAAAAGAUAAAUAACUACCUGACAGUGCCGGCCCACAAGCUGGACUCUCCUACCAUGUCCCGAGCUCGGAUUGGCUCAGAUCCCCUAGCCUAUGAGCCAAAGCCUGAUUCAGAGAACCUCCCUAUCAUCACCAUUGACCCCGCCUCGCCCCAGUCCCCUGAGUCUGUGGACCUGGUCAAUGAGGAGCUGAAGGGCAAAGACUUGGUGCUGGAGGAGGAAGAGGAAGACGAGCCUGGCCUUGUGAUGCACCCCAAGGAACCCUCCUCCCCAGGCACAGAUGACGUCUUCACCCCUGAGCCAGGGGAUAGCCCCAGCACCCAGCGCAUGCUCCGAUGCCUCAGCGAUCCUGGACCUCGCCCAGAGCCAGGCGAGGGAGAGCCCUUCAUUCCCAAGGGCCAGUAACAUCAAGGCCAGGGGCCACUGAGGACCCAUGGGAGCCUCUCCCCUUCCUUACAGCAUGGCAGCUGGGCUCCAGCACGGCUUCCCACACCCGCCGGGCAGUGCCCAUCUCUCCUCCCAGCACCAGCCCUCAGAAGGCAGCACAGUGGAUACCACUGAAAAGCUUUACUCCCUUCCUCUCCUGCUGAGGACAGUGAGGCUGAUUGCUGUGCACAUCCCUCCUUGGGACUGCACCAGCAGUUGGCAUUAAUAACUUCUCCCUCUUUAAAUUUUCUGUCAUCUUCAAAUGCUGGAUUUUCAGAACUCUGGGGUCCUGGCCAGGGCAUGAGGCUCUCCAUAAUGGCCCUCCAUGGUUGGCCUAGACCCUCAUUACCCAGCAGGCAAGGCCUUCCUCCUCUGCCUAGUUCCAAUAGGCUUUUGUUCUCCUUAAACCCUAUCAGUGUCUGUAACCAAAGAACCUUCCCCUCCCUGGCAGGUGCUCCCUGCCCAACUGGUCACCUUGAUCCUGCUCUGGCUGGGGGUGGGGAAUCUAGAAGCAAUGCAGCUGUUUACCCUGCCAGCCCCCAGCCCCUAGUUCAGUUCACCCCGCAGGGCUCCGUGUGCAGCACGGAGCCCACAGAGGAGAGAGGACAAGACUGAAAGAGAAACCAGAGUGGCCCAAGAGAGGGGGAGUGGGGGGUGUCAAUACUGGAAGGCUUCUUUGGGGCCAGCUGGGGAGUCCUGCCAGCCCAGCCUGGACUGAAGCUUCUGAAAGCAGGUUGUUGUGAAUGCAAGUUUAUCCCCUUUCCCCAGGAUCCAGAGUUCUCAGCCAUGAACCCCACCCCCACCCUCACUGCCCCCACAGGCUCUGCUUUACAAAAGGAAAUGCUGAUACCCCCCAUGGUGUCCUGGUCCUCCCCAUUCCGAUUGCCCGGGAUUUCUGGGCCUAAGCCAGUGGCACCCACCUAGGGGACCUUCUUCCCACAAAUCUCUGUUCUGUGCCUCCCCGUCGGUCUCUGACUCCCCCUGCUUUUAAUGUCUUUCUGGGGACUCCCCUCCCCACAGUAUGUGUCAGUGUAUUCCUAGGGCUCCCCGGCGCCUCCCCGAGGGAGGGUCAGGAGCAUAUAGGGCCUCAAGACCACCUCCCCUCCCCAGGGCCAAUAGAAGCAGGUGCCCACGGGUCCUGCCAUCCUCCACACACAAAACCCUGCCAAUAGCUCUCAGCUGUCCUGAUCCUGCUGUCUAAGUGUCUGUGAUCCCAGAGGUGAUCAGGAGGUCAGGGGCUGUUCCACAGCACCAGGCACAGGGUGUUGUGAGGCCCCCUCUUCUGUCCCUCAGAAUAUACACCACCCUUUCCCCCACCCCCACAUUGAUUGUGCAAUAUUCUGUCUUCCCCUCUAUAGCCCUCACCCCCUUGGGCCUGCCUGCCCCUCACCACCACCACCCCCACCCCUUGCCUGGGUGCGCACGCUGUCCCUGGAAGAAAUAUCUAAGCAAUGAGGAGGCUGCCUGGGCAUAAGGCUGUGGUUGCCACCUCCCCCUCCCACCCCAC